AUGCAAGUCUAUACCGGGAAGUUGACCGGUGGAUGCCCAGAGAAGAACCAGGGGAUGCGAGUUGUGCUUGAUGUGACAGAGGGACUGAGGGGUCACAAUGUGACAUGUGACAAUUUCUUCACCUCUUAUGAACUCGGACAGCAGCUCCUAAAUAGGAAGAUCACCAUGGUUGGUACAGUUCGAAAAAACAAGCCUGAGCUCCCACCUGCACUGCUUGCGUCAAAAGAGAGAGAGGUCUUCUCAUCAAAGUUUGCCUUCACGCCCACAACCACUCUUGUUUCUUACCUCCCAAAGAAAAACAAGAAUGUGGUUCUUCUGAGCACACUGCACACAGAUGGUGACAUGAGCGAUCGUGAGGACAGGAAGCCAGUCAUCAUUCUAGACUACAACCGCAAAAAAGGAGGUGUGGACAACCUAGAUAUGGUGAUUGGAACGUACAGCUGUAGAAGGAUGACUGCCCGCUGGCCCCUCGUCAUCUUCCACAACAUCAUUGAUGUUUCCUCCUACAAUACCUUUGUAAUUUGGAGAGAGAUCAACCCAACCUGGAUGUCUGGUAAGCACAACAAGAGGAGGGUGUUCCUGGAGCAGCUAGGAAAGGGCCUUGUAACUCCACUCAUUGAAAGAAGGAAGCAUGUUCCCCGCACAGAAGCCUCAGCAGCAGUUGUGAAAGCUGUUCAGAGUGCAGGAGCUCCUGAUCAACCUGAGGCUCCAACUACCACAGCCACUUCCUCAGCUAAGGCAACCUCUCUGUGCAACUUUCCAUGGAAGCUCCUGGACCCUUUUUCCUUCCAUGUUGCCAUGGAAAAUGACCCAGAGAUCAAGUUCAAGCCUAGCAAGGAAAUGGCUUCAUCUGGACCCGUCACUGUGGCCAGAGGACAGUGGUCCAGUAAAAUGGAGUUCCUCCUUGCAGUCGCCGGACAAAUUAUAGGACUUGGAAACGUGUGGCGGUUCCCUUACUUGUGCUACAAAAAUGGAGGAGGAGUGUUCUUUAUCCCUUAUGUGCUCUUCCUCUUUACAUGUGGCAUCCCUCUAUUUCUACUGGAGACGGCUCUUGGCCAGUACACUAAACAGGGCUCCAUCACCUGCUGGAAGAAAAUUUGUCCUCUCUUUGGAGGAAUGGGUUAUGGAAGUCAGGUGGUAGUUUUAUACUCCAGCAUUUAUUACAUCAUCAUAUUGGUGUGGGCAUUCUUCUACCUCUUCUCUUCCCUAAGCGCUGAGCUCCCAUGGGCAAGCUGUAGAAACAGCUGGAACACGGAGACGUGUGUGGAGUUCAGUCAAAGACGCACGCUCAACUGGACGGUGUCAGAAAAUGCAACAUCCCCUGUGAGAGAAUUUUGGGAGAGACGAGUACUAAACGUAACAGGAAGUGUCGAUGACUUGGGUGGUUUUCGAUGGGAGUUGGCUCUUUGUCUUCUUUUGUCUUGGAUCAUCUGCUACUUUUGUGUGUGGAAAGGAGUGAAGUCUACAGGAAAGGUUGUGUACUUCACAGCCACAUUUCCUUAUGUCAUGCUGGCAGUGUUGCUUGUCCGUGGACUCACGCUGCCUGGGGCCAUCAAUGGCAUUAAGUUUUACCUCUACCCAGAACCAUCUCGCCUCGCUGAUCCACAGGUCUGGAUGGACGCUGGCACACAAAUAUUUUAUUCCUAUGCUAUUUGCAUUGGUUGUUUGAUGGCACUUGGCAGUUAUAACAAGUACGACAAUAAUUGUUACAAAGAUUGUGUAUACUUGUGCCUCUUGAACAGUGGAACCAGUUUUGUGGCUGGAUUUGCCAUCUUCUCUGUUCUUGGAUUCAUGGCUUACGAGCAGAACACGGACAUAUCCAAAGUAGCGGAAUCAGGUCCCGGCUUGGCAUUCAUCGCUUACCCUCGAGCUGUGGCCAUGAUGCCAUUUCCACAGAUUUGGGCCAUAUUCUUUUUCGUCAUGAUCAUCUUGCUUGGACUGGACAGUGAGUUUGUAGGUCUGGAAGCAAUUGCAACCUCUAUUUGUGACAUGAAACCGUCCUUCUUCCAUGUUGGCCAUAGAAGAAAACUACUUUUACUCCUCAUCAGUGUUUUCUGUUUCUUUAUCGGCCUCGUGAUGGUCACUGAAGGAGGAUUGUAUAUUUUCCAGUUGUUUGACUACUACGCCUGCAGUGGGAUGACUCUGCUUCUCUUUGCCAUACUUCAGUCAGUUUGUGUUGGAUGGAUUUAUGGAGCAGAUCGUUUCUAUGAUAACAUCCAGGACAUGAUUGGAUACAGACCUUUACCAGUGAUUAAACUCUGCUUGAAAUAUGUCACUCCAGUUAUCUGCAUGGGAACAUUUAUCUUCUCUUUGGUCAAAUACAAACCACUGAUGUUCAACAACACCAUUGAGUAUCCAUGGUGGGGUUAUGCCCUGGGCUGGUGGUUCACUUUGUCUUCCACACUCCACGUUCCUUUAUGGAUGGUGUACACCCUGAUUACCACUCCCGGAACAAUUCGUCAGCGUUUCACCACCCUCUGCACUCCAUCAAAAGACCUUUCACCACCCAAAUCGGAGAAGACAGUACUUGAACUACACAACUUGACGCACAAAUCAGACAUCAUGUUGUGA
Nerophis lumbriciformis (worm pipefish) is the source of this 2571-nucleotide messenger RNA. Lineage: Eukaryota; Metazoa; Chordata; Actinopteri; Syngnathiformes; Syngnathidae. The record is from RefSeq and is a predicted model, not a curated record.